GCUGCGGCGGCGCGGGCUCUGGCCCAGCAAGUGGACAACGGCGCUGCGCCGCGGAUCCGUCGCAGGGGGAGAUGGAGGCUGGUGGCGUGGCCGACUCGCUCCUCUCUGGAGCUUGCGUGCUCUUCACCCUCGCCAUGUACUCCACCGGCCUCUCGGACCUCAGGCAAAUGCGGAUGACCCGGAGCGUGGACAGUGUCCAGUUCCUGCCCUUUCUUACCACGGACAUCAACAACCUGAGCUGGAUGAGUUACGGGGCCUUGAAGGGUGACGGGACCCUAAUCUUUGUCAACGCCACGGGUGCUGUGCUUCAGACCCUGUAUAUCUUGGUGUAUCUACACUACUGCCCUCGGAAGCAGUACGGCUGCUCUCUCCCCUGCAGCGUCCGGUGCUCCUUCAGACUGCAACCCUGCUGGGGGUCUUUCUCCUGGGUUUUGGCUACUUUUGGCUCCUGGUGCCCAACCUUGAGGCCCGGCUUCAGCAGCUGGGCCUCUUCUGCAGUGUCUUCACCAUCAGCAUGUACCUCUCACCACUGGCUGACUUGGGGUCUUUCAUCCUUUUUCUGUAGGCCAAGAUCAUUCAGACGAGAUCAACCCAGCGUCUCUCCUUCCCACUCACCAUUGCCACCCUCCUCACCUCUGCCUCCUGGACCCUGUAUGGGUUUCGGCUAGGCGAUCCCUACAUCAUGGUGCCCAACCUACCAGGGAUCCUCACCAGCUUCAUUCGCCUCUGGCUUUUCUGGAAGUACUCCCAGGAGCAAGACAGGAACUAUCCACUCUUGCAAACCUGAGGCAGUUCACCUGACCACUGGGCACCUAAUGCCAACCUGCUACCAAAGAGAGCUCCUUGCAGCUGUUCCUGCUGACCAGCUCCAUGAGCACAGUGGGUUGUCGAAAAGAAAAAGAUAACUCUGAGACUCGAGGGACCAAAGAAAGCGUUUUGCUUGGAAGAUUGACCGGGACUUGGGAGAUGAAUCACUUAUUUUUUAUAGAUUAUAUUUUUUAAUUGUGGAGGUUGUGGUGAAAUCCUUAGAAUGUGCCUUAAAAUAAAUUGUUCCUUACCCCUGCCCAUAAAA
Molecule: messenger RNA, 1072 nt
Organism: Mirounga angustirostris (Northern elephant seal)
Lineage: Eukaryota; Metazoa; Chordata; Mammalia; Carnivora; Phocidae
Gene: SLC50A1
Product: solute carrier family 50 member 1
Exons: 6
Coding region: 72-668 (198 amino acids)
Biological process (GO): carbohydrate transport
Cellular component (GO): membrane
Molecular function (GO): sugar transmembrane transporter activity
Source: RefSeq, a predicted model, not a curated record